AAAACGUUUAGUGAACGGAUAAAAUAUCAAUAACAGAAAUUGUUUAUUGUUUUAUUCCUUCUCCCCAUCCUUCCUUUUAUUCGGUGCAUGUUCUAAGCCCGGCUCUUCCAUUCUAUAUUCGCUUCAACUUCCGAAUUUCCUAUUUUAUUUUAAUUAGUUGAAUUGACCAUCUUGCCUUCAAUCUUCCCAAAUAGAUCUCAUUUCCCUUCUCUCCGGUCGUUCUUCUUUGAUCCGCUAAGGGAAUCAAUCACUUCGAAUUCUCUCAGCAUAGAAAAGAAAGCGGCAGGAAAUUUUAGUUAUGUUGGGGACAGGAUUGGGGUUUGGGAGAGUUCGUGGAGAAGAUAGGUUUUACAAUCCGGCCAAGGCGAGAAGGUCGUACCAGAAACAGCAAACCGAUCAACUACGGAGGGCUCAAAGCGAUUAUACGGUCAGUCAAUCGAAUGUGACCCGGGAGUCAGAGAAGGGGCUUGGUUCAACUGACCCUCCUAAGCCAGUUUUGGUUCCCGUUUCAGAACCGGUUGUCUCUCCAUUGAGUAAUUUAGAGCGGUUUUUGGACUCUGUCAUUCCUUCCGUCCCCGCACUUUACCUCUCUAAGAGGACGAUGAGAGGGUGGCGGACGUAUGACGGAGAAUUUCAGCCAUAUUUUGUGUUGGGCGAUUUAUGGGAGUCAUUCAAAGAAUGGAGUGCUUAUGGAGCAGGAGUCCCACUGAUUUUGAAUGUCUGUGAUUCUGUUGUUCAGUAUUAUGUACCUUAUUUGUCCGGUAUUCAAAUAUACGUGGAUUCCGUGAAAUUGUCUGCCAAGUCCAGGCAACCAAUUCAGGAUAGUGAUAGCGACUUUAGGGACUCGAGCAGUGAUGGUAGUAGUGAUUGUGAACCUGAAAGAGGAUCAAAUGUUUUGAGGGAAACAAGAAAUCACUACAUGGCAAGUGAGAUGUCUCUUAGGAUGGAUAGACUAUCCAUGGGAGAUCAGCAGAUACUUCAAGAAGACUUGUCUAGUGAUGAGGCUGAAUUUGUCAAUUCUCAAAGUUGUUUGAUUUUUGAGUAUUGUGAACGGGACCCUCCUUAUAGCCGAGAACCUUUAGCUGACAAGAUUGCAGAUCUGGCCUUCCAGUUCCCUGAAUUGAAGACACUAAAAAGCUGUGAUUUGCUAUCUUCCAGCUGGAUUUCUGUUGCAUGGUAUCCAAUCUACAGAAUACCUACUGGACCUACAUUAAAAGAUUUAGAUGCUUGCUUUCUGACUUACCAUUAUCUUCAUACACCUAUAGGAGGUGGAGAAAGUGCUCAGGCACCUUUUAUUACUUGUCCCAAUGACAUGGAUGAUGUUCCAAAGAUGUCAUUGCCUGUCUUUGGUCUCGCGUCAUACAAGUUCAAGGGCUCCUUGUGGACACCUAAUGGAACAACUGAUUGUCACUUGGCAAACGGCCUCUUUCAGGCUGCUGACAAUUGGUUGAGACUUCUUCAUGUUAAUCAACCAGAUUUCACAUUUUUCUGCCGCAGGUGAUAGUUAGAUAUCUCAGUAAUGGUAGUUCUAAUCAUUAUUUGUCAAAAUAUUUCCUACAAAAACUAUAGUACUUCAGUUUUGGAGGUCAAGGCCAAAAGCUCAAUGUGGGGUGAUCGUCUUUUUUAAUAAUCUAUAAAAGAACUUGCAAUAAUAAAAAAAAAAAAACAAAACAAAAAGAAAAGAAAAGAAAAGAAGACCGAUUGAGAAUGCUGCUAGCUGAAAGUGAAGAAGUGAAGCAUUUGAAAUAAAUAAAGGGAGUGAAUGGAGAAAAUUUAGACUCAGAGCUCAAGCCAGUGUGAAGGUGGUUUCUGCUCGGUAUCUGCAUGUUAGUUCCUUCUUGCUUUUCUUUUUCCAUGUUUUUAAGUUGAAAUUAUGGAUAAAUUAAGCAAAACCAGGCCCUUUUAUUCUGUCCUGAUGAUCAUGUAGGAUUUUAUAUUUUACCCGACAUUGUAGAGGGGAUUUUGGUACGGUGGUUGUAUAAGUGCGACCUUUGAGCUAUCCCUGUUAUUGUAUUGUAAUGCUAAUAAUGUUCAUUAAAUUUAAUCUCUUAAGAAUGGUAUGUUAAGAGAAUCAGUUUUAAUGAAAGGAAAGUGAUAUUGUUUCAGUAGGUAA
Molecule: messenger RNA, 2113 nt
Organism: Gossypium arboreum
Lineage: Eukaryota; Viridiplantae; Streptophyta; Magnoliopsida; Malvales; Malvaceae
Exons: 6
Coding region: 299-1501 (400 amino acids)
Source: RefSeq, a predicted model, not a curated record